UCGAAAAUAACUUAUAUAGACACACAGUCAUGAGCAAGAAUUCAGUCGAGCGUUGAACAGCUGUGAGGUUGCUUAUACUACGUAUACAAACUGUUUUAGCGGCGGAAUCGUAAAAAAAAAUAAGUCUUUUCAAAACAGUCGCUUAUUCUUCUCAUUCCACUUUAGCAUGGAUUUCUAUUAUUUGCCUGGUUCUGCGCCUUGUCGCUCCGUGCUACUAACCGCGCACUGCAUUGGCAUUGAGUUGAAUAAAAAGAUACUCGAUUUGCGCACUGGCGAUCACCUGAAGCCCGAGUUCCUGAAGAUCAAUCCACAGCACACGAUCCCCACACUGGUCGACGGUGAUUUUUCGCUCUGGGAAUCCCGCGCCAUCAUGAUCUACCUGGUAGAGCAAUAUGCCAAAACCGACUCACUCUUCCCCAAGUGUCCCGAAACUCGUGCGCUCAUCAAUCAGCGUCUGUACUUCGACAUGGAUCUUUACAUGACGUUCGGCAAGUUCUUUUAUCCACCCGCAAUGGCCAAGACUCCAUUCGAUCCGGAAGGUCGCAAGAAGUUGGAAACACAAUUGGAAUUGUUCAACACCUUGUUGGCCGGUAACAACUUCGUUGUUGGCGAGACGCUGACUUUAGCCGAUCUCUCACUUUUGGCCACAAUCAGCACCAUAGACAUGGCCCAGUUCGUGAAAGACUUCAACGUCGAUGUGAGAAAGUAUGCCAACAUCAAAAAGUGGUAUGAGAACAUGCGUGCCGUCACACCUGGUUUCAAAGAGAAUCGCGAAGGUUGCUUGGCGUUCCAGAAAUUCUUUGAGGGCAAAUAAGCAUGUACAUGUUUGUUUCUAUAUAUCUCUUGUUUGUGUUUUUUACAACUUUUAUAAAGUUCCGCAGUAUUGCCCAAAUAUGUAUGUACUAUAUGUAUAAAUAAAUGUGUAUAUAUGUAA
Zeugodacus cucurbitae (melon fly) is the source of this 934-nucleotide messenger RNA. Its product is annotated as glutathione S-transferase 1-1. NCBI's taxonomy places the organism in Eukaryota, Metazoa, Arthropoda, Insecta, Diptera, Tephritidae. Gene Ontology annotation, biological process: glutathione metabolic process. Gene Ontology annotation, molecular function: glutathione transferase activity. The record is from RefSeq and is a predicted model, not a curated record. Bases 167 to 814 code for a protein of 215 amino acids. The transcript has 2 exons.